AUGGUUCACUACGUGGAUGUGCACCUCCCAUGGUCGUGGUCGCACCUCGGCACAGGGAAUGCGACCUCUGAGCAUGCGGAGCAUGCGCCUCAAGGGCCGCGCCCCCUCUGCGCCUGCUGCCUUCCCCGCAUGCUCCACCCCGCCCCGCCCGUCGCCUUCCGCAUCUCAGGCCUCGCAUCGCUGCGCAAGCACCUGCAGCACCCUUUGGCGACCACAAUUCCACCCUUCCGCUUCGACAACAAGCCCUCGGCUGCCAUCCUCGCCUACUCUGCCACCGUCCCACUCUCCGCCCCUCCUCUCCACCCUCUAGGCCGUGCUUCUCCUGCCAGUUCUGCUGGUGCUGGUGCUGCGAAUGCUGGUGCUGCUGCUUCUGCAGGUGCGGGAGCGGACGAGGGUGCACCAGCCCCUUCCUUGGCGCAGCAGUAUCGGUGGAAGGCGGAGUCAGCGCCGGUGGUGGCAGCAGAGGCUAUGAUGCUCGAGUGGCUCGCAGAGCCACGUGUCAGCCUGCUACUGGACCUCCAGGAGGUGCGGCGCCAGCUGGCAGAUCUCAUGGACAUCAACGACAUCGCUGCUGCGCGGGAGGAAGCUUUUGCGGAGGGGGGGGGAGCUUCUGCUGCUGCAGAGCCUCUGCUGCAGCGCGCAGCAGGGGGAGCCUCUGCUGCUGAGGGGAUUAGCGAUGCCGCGCCGUACCCUCACUCGCUGUGGUGGUGCUGCUGGCAGUGCAGCAAGUGCUGGACCCGCUACCGCCUUAGCGUGUCCAUUGCUGCAUUCCUCGUGCUUGUUGCCAAGUUCCCCCGCUUCGUCACUCUCUGGCGCGCACACAUCCGGUCUGCUACUGUGGCCUUUCCCUGGCUGCCGCACCAGUUUGGGGCGGGGAGGCAGGAGGAGGGCGACUGCUUGGCGUCAGUGCUGGUGCAGGUGCUGGGAGUGAAGGGCAAGGAGCAACUGCAGUCUGGUUUCGCUGCCCACAUGCUUCCGCUGCUGCCGGGGGGGAGGGAUGCGCAUGGACAGGCGGGAGGGGGAGGGGAGGUUCGGGGGAGUGGGCGGGGUGGUAGGGACGAGUGGAGGAAGGGGUUGGGGGGGGUGGAGUGGGAGGAGUAUGUGCAGCGCGUGGGGGUGAUUGCGACCCAGGGAGGGCUGCCGGGGGAGGGGUAUCGCUGCCCCCUCUUCGCCCGCUCUGCUGCUCUCAUCUUCACGGACUGUGCUGCCAGCAGACACAAGGAGCGGGUAGAAGACGCUGCAGUGGAAGAGGCAAGGAACCGGCUGGCGACGGGGGAGAGGGGCGGGGAGGAGAGCGGAGUGCAGGAGGAUCGAGGGAAGAGAGGACGAGAUUCAGGAGUCCCAACGGCGUCUCCUGGGUCUACAGGUGCGAGAACCAAGGGGUACAACACUGCAAGCGGCACCGGCGCCAGGCUAGUGCUGGUGAACAGUAACGCGGUGGUUGGGCUGUUCACCUACCGAGUCACCUGCCUGCUGCGGUGGGUGCGACUCUACGGGUUCAGGGUCAACCCUGACGAAUUCUGCGAAUGUUUCUAUCGGAAAAAGCCAGGCGUCGCCCUCCCGCAUCCAAUCCACGAUCUUCCGAACCUGCUGCAAAGGUUCGGCGCCGUGCCCAGGUCUCCGGCCGCCACAGGCUUGGAAGGUGCGGCAACGACGGGUUGGGAGGAGUUUCCAGAGGGGGGCAGAGAGGCAGUGGCGGCGCAUGAGAAUAACCCGGGGACGUUCAUGGGAAUGAAGACCUUGCUCGUGGGGGCUUUUGAGGAUGACGAGAAGGACAGGGAGGAGAUGAAGAAGGAAUACAAUGUGAGGGAACUGACCCUGGCCCACCCAGUUGCCACGUCCCCCUCGCACCCAGUUGCCACGUCCCCCUUGCACCCAGUUGCCACGUCCCCCUUGCACCCAGUUGCCACGUCCCCCUCGCACCCAGUUGCCACGUCCCCCUCGCACCCAGUUGCCGCGACCCCCUCGCACCCAGUUGCCGCGACCCCCUCGCACCCAGUUGCCGCGACCCCCUCGCACCCAGUUGCCGCGACCCCCUCGCACCCAGUUGCCGCGACCCCCUCGCACCCAGUUGCCGCGACCCCCUCGCACCCAGUUGCCGCGACCCCCUCGCACCCAGUUGCCGCGACCCCCUCGCACCCAGUUGCCGCGACCCCCUUGCACCCAGUUGCCGCGACCCCCUCGCACCACAACCCUGGUGCCGGAAGCACUCCGCAGGGGCCUUCUUCUAGCGCUCCGUUCUUUGCCACGCUGGGCCACCGCUUGGAGGAGUUUCUGAGAAGGUUCGCCCCUGCAAGGCUGGCAAGGGAGGGCAGGAGCGGCCCUCUGGCCCGCGCUAUCACCUCCUGGAUUGGCCGCCUGGACCUGGACGGCCGCACCUGGUCUGCUCUUGCUCUGGGGCCGUUCGCUCCCGGCAGGGUAAAGCCCAUCCUACGGUCCAGAUUUCAAGCAGAUCUCGUCAUAGAGUUACUCGCGACCAAGGUUCUGCCCGUGCCUGCCUGCACCUGCUGCCAGCGGUGCAUUGGGACUUACUACCUGGCGGUGAAGCUCACGGCCCUCGUCGCCUCCUUCGCCUACCGCCCCACGUCCAUGCUGCUGCACUGCAUCCUCUGGCUCUUCCCGCCGCGCUCCGCGCGCUUCAGAAGCUUCCUGGACACUCUGGGUGUGCCGCCCGUGCCUGCGGUGGACUGGGCUGGGCAGGCGAAGGACUUGGGGUGGCAGCAAACGGGGGUGGAGGGCGAGGAGUGGAGGAUAUGGGAGGAGGUGGAUAGCUGGCGGACGGCGGCUGCGAACGCUUGGCCUGCUGUGGAGGCACAGGGUACGGCGGCGGCGCUGCUGAGUGGGGCUGGUAGGCGGGCGGGUGUGAGGGCGGGUGGUGUGGACGGGGAGGAGUUGGAGGAGUGCUGUGUGGGUAUGAGGAACGCGAUGAAAGGAAAUUUGGCUGUUGCGGCUGAAAGGACGCAAGCUGCAGUUUCUAUGGUUAGUGCUGCUGGUGAAGCGGGGGGCAGCAGUGCAAAUGGGGGACGGGGAAAUUGGGGAGGGAGUGGGGAUUGGCGGAUGGGUAAGGCAUUGGCAUCGUACCUGGAGCCGUGGCCGGGGGGGGUGAAUCCUCUGGCGUGUUUGAGAGAGAUGCUGCUGGGGGAGACCAACUACUGCCCCCAGGCUCAGGUGGACGCCGUUGCUGCCGCUGGUGCUGCCGCUGCUGCUGCUGCUGUUGUUUCUGCUGCUGCUGCCCCUAGUGAGAGGGGCGGAACUGAGUCGCACAGAGGCAAGGGAGGGCCGCGAGGCUGUGCAUGGGUGCGGUGCGACAGGGUGGAGGGGGAGGGGGUGCAGCUGAAGGCGUGUGCGCGGUGUGGCAAGGCUGCCUACUGCAACAGGGAGUGCCAGAAGGCCCACUGGCCCUCGCACAAGCUCACGUGCCAGCCCAAGGGGAAGGAGAAGGCGGAGGAUAAAUAA
Molecule: messenger RNA, 3456 nt
Organism: Closterium sp. Naga37s-1
Lineage: Eukaryota; Viridiplantae; Streptophyta; Zygnematophyceae; Desmidiales; Closteriaceae
Source: the annotation of a GenBank genome assembly